AUGCUUGAUUAAGUUCUACAAGUUAUUGGAUUACAAAAAAAUGAGGAAUAGCAAAUGGAGGCUCUAUAUGACGAUUUUUAGAGGCCUCCAAAGAUUUCAAUUGCAAUGAUGCAUGCUGCAGCCACAAAAUUUGCUAAGACUGACUAAAAUAUUGAUCUUGAUAAAACGAAUGUUUGCCCUUGUUGUGGAUUACCUGCUGUUAUCGAAGAAAUCCCAUUAUGUUCAUCAAGAAGCGAAUUCAGCUUCAAUGGUUCAGGAAUAGCAUUAUAUUUCGAUUUCUUAGUUUUUUCUGGCAUCAUUGUCUUUACUUACAUGUAUCUUAAUUCAAUAAAAAUAUAGAGCCAUCAGUUGUGGCUACAAUAUCUAUGUUAAUUCUCAUGGAAAUCGAUGUAAUCAUAUCAAUAGUAGUCUUGCUGACAAAUGCAAAACAGACUUCUUUAAUUAAUUUUCAUUAACAAAUGAUCAUGAGUAAUAAUAUUUAACAUAUCUAAUAGAUAAUUAGAUGACACUCGUAGCAUUCUCAAUUUUGUAUCCUUAGUAGUAAUUUUGUUUAUGACUUUAUUUUACAGAAGGCACAUUAACAAAAUUGCUAUGGAAUUAGAUGAUGCAGCUAUCUUAUCCUCUGAUUUCUCAAUAUUUGUUGAGAAUAUCCCUAGAGAUGCAAAAGAGAUAGAAAUUUAAGAAUAUUUUUCUUAAUUAUUCCAAAAUGAAAAAGUUGAAUUUAGAAAAUUAUGCAUUGCAUAUGAAAUCCAGCCUUAUUUGAAAUUGAACACUCAAAAAUAAUUGAAGGAAUCUGUGCUUACAAAAGUACUGGAACUAGAAGCAGAAGGAAAAUCCAUCCCUAAAUCGAUUCCACCUCGACCCUAAUUAAAAUAAGAAAUAGAAAAAAUCUCAAAGGAAUUAGAUUAUAUGGAAGAUAAUCGAGCUAAUAUUUUCAAAUUCAGUGGAAUUUGCAUAAUUAGUUAUAAUUAGGAAAGUUAAGCUGAUAAUGUUUGUAAAACAUUCAAAGCCACAAGAUUUUAGAUUUUAUUAGAUUAAUUAGGAUUUGAAUAAAAUUAAUUCUAAAAAUUUAGAAACAAUAACCUUUUUGUAAGGAAGGCGCCAGAACCAGGGGAUAUAAUUUGGGGUAACCUCGGUAUUACAAUUAAAGAGUAGUAUAAAAGAACUUUAAUAACUAAUGCUAUGACUCUACUUUUGUUGGCUAUUGGUUUUGGGUUAUUACUUGGAUUAUCUUAUCUAUAGAAUGUCAUUAAUUAAAAUAUUUCAAAAGGGUCAAAUGCAGAAGCAGCUAUUGUUACUGUUAUCGGAUUUGCAUCAUCAAUACUUAUUUUGGUAAUAAAUACAGUAUUAGCAAAAAUGAUUAUCAAAUUUGCUGAAUUAGAGUAAUAAGCUACAAGAACAGAUUAUAAUAUAAGUGUUGCUUACAAAUUGGGAGUAGCUCAAUUUCUAAACACAGCCAUUUUAACUUUAAUUAUUAAUCUUUUUAUAUCAGAAAAUAUCUCAAGUUUAGAUUAGGCUAUUUGGUAGACUGGUGGACUCAAUUCAGAUGUAAUGCUAAUUUUUAUUACUAAUUCAAUUGUGCCAUGGCUAACUCAAUUGAUAGAUUUCAAUUAUUUUUAUAAAUUGUAUGUUAGAUAGAAAAUAAUUAAAUAAGGAGAAAAUUGUAAAUACACUUAAAAUGAAGCUAACAAGUAUUCUAAACUAUAUUUUUAGAGCAUUUGAAGGACCAUCAAUUGAUUUCUCAAAAAAAUAUGCAAAUUUAUGCAAAACUCUAAUGUUUACAUUCUUAUAUUCAGCAUUAUUACCAAUUGGUGUUUGUUUUACUUUCAUUUCAAUUGUUUGCAUAUAUUGGGCCGAAAAAUAUUUAUUAGUAAGAAGAGAUUCAAAGCCUGCUCCAACUGGAAGUGCAAUGGCUGAAGCUAUGAUCAAUUUUUAUAUCGAGUUAAUACUUUUGUUAUUUUCUGUAAUCUACUUAAAUUAACGAUUUAGUUAGGAUGCACAUUUUGGGAAUGGGUGAAUUAUGAUAAAGUACACGUUCUAACGUGGUUAUAAUUGGGUUUAUCUACUUUACAUUACGUAAUCCCAAUUAACAAAAUCUGCGGAUGUAUUGUAGAUUUAGGAAUUGACAAUGCCACCGUUGAAUCUUACGAUGAAAAAUACUUAACCUUCUACGAUGAUUAUGAUCGAAGGAAUCCUGUAACUUUAGAUGCUGCAAAAGAAAAAUGGAUAAAAAUCCAAUAGGAAACUGUUUAACCUAAUUCAUAUUAAAAACCUAAGUAAAAUUAAAUAAUUUAACCAAUAGCAAUGAAAUAAAACAACAUCAUAAAAUUAACCAUAUUACCACAGCAAGCACAAAAGUUCAUCCUUUAAAUACUGCAAAUAGCAGAGAAAUGGAUGAUUUAUAAUAACUCUAAGUUUGA
This is a messenger RNA of Paramecium octaurelia, 2420 nucleotides long. NCBI's taxonomy places the organism in Eukaryota, Ciliophora, Oligohymenophorea, Peniculida, Parameciidae. The record is from the annotation of a GenBank genome assembly.